Messenger RNA from Hermetia illucens (black soldier fly), 2129 nucleotides. RefSeq names its product elongation of very long chain fatty acids protein-like. The coding region runs from base 745 to 1605 and encodes 286 amino acids. Gene Ontology annotation, biological process: fatty acid elongation, saturated fatty acid; fatty acid elongation, monounsaturated fatty acid; very long-chain fatty acid biosynthetic process. The record is from RefSeq and is a predicted model, not a curated record. Gene Ontology annotation, molecular function: fatty acid elongase activity. The transcript has 8 exons. NCBI's taxonomy places the organism in Eukaryota, Metazoa, Arthropoda, Insecta, Diptera, Stratiomyidae. Gene Ontology annotation, cellular component: endoplasmic reticulum membrane.
GAUAGUAUUCGAUCGACAGUAAGACCCGCUGUUACUCGUUUCGUAGUUGGAAGCACCUUUGGGCCCGGAGACCCCUUAGUUUAGUGGACAAGAAAGCGGCUGAGCUUCUGACGAAUCCGAUUCGGAAAUUGUUAUGUUGCAGGUGAUCGCGCUCAAGACUUUAUUCGUAAGCGACACUUUGGCGAGUGCGGUACGGCGGCGAUCGCGACCUGUGCCUAGGGUGUAAUCCGCGGUUAAGUCUACUAGAAAGAUACAUAGCAAAAGUGAGAUUUAUUCGGCGCUAAGUGAUUGUUGACGAAUGUAUCUUGUUAAUAGUAUCUAUUUUCCUGGUGCUUAGUUCAGCUGAUAACACUGCGUAAUUCAUCUUUUUUUUUGGAGAAAAAGAACUGAUUCCGAAAACCACACCUGGAUCGGGUUAAAUUACCUUCGCUUGUAAGAGCCCGUCCUUAGGAAGCAAACGGGCUGUAAGGAUCUCGAUAGUGAAUACAAGCCAAGUUUGUGUUAUUUUACCGAGAACAACGUCCAGAGGGUAUCUGAUAAUUGAUAGUGGCGCUCAGUAAGUUACGAAUUCGGGAGUAGGUCGUGCAAGAAGUGUUUACUGCUCCAACGGAAAACAGAAAGAUCGUUAGUUGCUGUAAUCACCGCUACCAGUCGUGCAGACAGCGAUUCAAUUGAAUUUCGAAGAGUUGUGGCAAUAAUUUACGCUAUUUUUAAAAAAACCAAAGUUAGUACCAGACUUUCACAAUGAGUGAAUCAGGAUUGAUUGAUAGAUUAGUCGAUUUCUUCGUCGUCAACGAAGAUCAACGUACAAAAUCAUGGUUCCUGUCAAAUUCACCGGGACCACUGAUCACAAUCUUAGUUUCAUAUUUGUACUUCUGCCUUUAUGCCGGACCAAAAUAUAUGAAAAAUAGAAAACCAUUCGAACUGAAAACAGCUUUGCUUGUGUAUAAUGCAAUCCAAGUAGUGUUAAGUGUAAUUCUUUUCUACGAGGGUCUGGAAGGUGGAUGGGCGAAACAUUAUAAUUUUAGAUGUCAACCUGUUGAUUACACAUACGAUCCACUGGCAAUGAGGAUGGCGCGUGCUGUUUGGCUGUAUUACAUUUGCAAAAUAACCGAACUAUUGGACACAGUGUUCUUUGUGCUUCGCAAACGACAAAGACAGGUCACAUUCUUGCAUUUAUAUCAUCACACCUUGAUGCCAAUUUGUGCCUUCAUCGGAGUUAAAUACUUUGCAGGUGGUCAUGGAACUCUGCUAGGAUGCAUCAACUCCUUCAUCCACAUCUGGAUGUACGCUUACUACCUCCUCUCAGCUCUUGGUCCACACAUGCAGAAGUACUUGUGGUGGAAGAAGUACUUGACAACCCUCCAAAUUGUUCAAUUCUUGAUCAUCUUCGUGCACACAAUCCAACUUCAAUUCCAGCCAAACUGCAACUUCCCCAAACCAAUUGCUGCUCUUCUCAGUUUGAACGCUGGUCUUUUCACCUACAUGUUCUCGUCCUUCUACAUUCAGACGUACAAAAAGCGACCCAGCGCUAGUACCACCCCCAGCAACAACAACAACACCGAAAGUUCGAGUCCUGAAACAAAAGAAAUUAAGGCAGAAUAGUCGUAGCUGAAAUAGGAACUCCAAAAGGGAAAAGUUUACAAAUUAAGUUAGAAUAGUUAUUUUCUAGAAACUAAGUAGUUUUAGAAAGACCAACAGAGACGAGAGAUCAUUUUCACGAAAUACGUUUCACAUUUUCUUAAUGGAUUUUUUUUGCGGAAAGUACAAGGAAAUAGAAUAGAAUCAUCCUAGGAGACGAGCGAAGGAAAAUUCAUGGAAAGCAACAGAAUAUUAUUUAGAUAUUUUGUUGCUCAUCUCACGGUGAAGUGGAAAACUGGCCAAAUCGAUUUAUUCCAGCAAAUUUGGGAUUUUUAAAUGAAAGUUAUCCAAUUUGCAGCUGAGAUGUGAUAUCGCAAAGAAAAUUAGUUUAUUUCGAAUUUCAUAUUUUGCCACCAAUGCUUGAAGAAUGUUGGUAAGGUGUAAGAUACUGAUAUAUGUGAAAAGUAAUUUAAGGGUUGAUAUUCAAUUGUAAAAAAACGCCGAAACAAAUCACUGUACAAUAAAGACAUGUAUUUAUCAGAGACCGA